Messenger RNA from Seriola dumerili (greater amberjack), 1807 nucleotides. It is a transcript of the gene mpp3a, whose product is annotated as membrane palmitoylated protein 3. Bases 17 to 1807 code for a protein of 596 amino acids. Gene Ontology annotation, molecular function: protein binding. The record is from RefSeq and is a predicted model, not a curated record. Lineage: Eukaryota; Metazoa; Chordata; Actinopteri; Carangiformes; Carangidae. The transcript is spliced from 19 exons. Gene Ontology annotation, cellular component: plasma membrane; cell-cell junction.
CUCACCUCACUGACCCAUGAAAGAAGCCAUGCCGGUGCUCACAGCAGGAGCGGGGCUUCAUGAGACGUUGGCCCUGCUGACCUCUCAGCUGCGGCCCGAUGCCAACCACAAAGAGGACAUGGUGUUCCUCAAAGAUGUCUUCAGUGAGAGGAGCCUGGGAUACCUCAUGAAGAUCCAUGAGAAGCUGAGACAGUAUGAGAGACAGAGUCCAACACCUGUCCUCCACAGUGCCUCUUCUCUGGCAGAGGAUGUAAAAGUCAGUCACAAUGAGUUAGUGGCAGAGGAGCUGCAGAGUGGACCAAUGAGCACUGAGGAGAAGGAGCUGCUGCACUUGCUGACGUCGCCUCAUCUCAAGGCUGUUCUCUCAGUGCACGACACUGUGGCUCAGAAGAACUUCGACCCCGUGCUGCCACCGCUGCCGGAUGACUUUGAGGACGAGCUGGAGGAGGAGUCGGUGAAGAUUGUCAGGCUGGUGAAGAACAAGGAGCCUCUGGGAGCCACCAUCAGGCGGGAUGAAGCCACCGGGGCGGUGAUCGUGGCUCGGAUCAUGAGAGGAGGUGCAGCUGAUCGAAGUGGUUUGGUCCAUGUUGGAGAUGAACUCAGGGAGGUGAACGGAGUCUCUGUAAUCCACAAGAGACCAGAUGAGAUCAGUCAGCUGCUGUCCCAGUCCCAGGGCUCCAUCACUCUAAAGAUAAUCCCUGCCAUUAAGGAGGAGGACCGACUGAAGGAGAGCAAGGUCUAUAUGAGAGCCUUGUUUGACUACAUCCCAUUGGAGGACAAGGCCACGCCGUGCCAAGAGGCGGGACUUCCCUUCAAACGGGGAGACAUCCUGCAGGUCGUGACCCAGGACGACCCCACGUGGUGGCAGGCCAAACGAGUGGGAGACAGCAACCUGCGGGCCGGACUCAUCCCCUCCAAACAGUUCCAGGAGAGGCGACUGGCCUACAGGAUGAAAAUGGGCACGCUCCCGAAUCCAAAAUCCCCUAAAAAGCCUGUCUAUGACCAAGGAUGUGAUAAAGAGGACUGUGACUGUGAGGGCUAUUUCAAUGGACAGUACAUAGCUGGUUUACGGAGGAGUUUCCGGCUGAGUCGUAAGGACAGGCAAGGAUCAUCAGGAGAGGGCUCUGAUCCCGGAGACCCCGACUUCAUGACUUACGAAGAGGUGACCCGCUACCAGCAGAGGCCCAAUGAGAGGCCUCGCCUGGUGGUUCUGAUCGGUUCCCUCGGAGCACGAAUCAAUGAACUCAAACAGCGGGUGAUUGCUGAAAACCCACAUCGUUAUGCAGUAGCUGUACCACACACCACCAGGCCCAAGAAACCUCAUGAGAAAGAAGGGGUGGAGUACCACUUUGUCACAAAACAGCAAUUUGAUGCAGAUGCUUUGAACAACAAGUUCAUAGAGCACGGGGAAUACAAAGAGAACCAGUACGGCACCAGUAUAGAGGCGAUCCGCUCUGUACAGGCCAAGAAGAUGUGUAUAGUGGAUGUGCAGCCUGAGGCCCUGAGGAGGCUGAGGACAGCAGAGUUUAAGCCCUACGUAAUAUUUGUCAAACCUCGUGUUCCUGAGAGCAGACGCCGCCGCAGUGCUGCCACCUCGCCAGGAGGGGGAGAGCAUGGCCGCGUAACAGACGAGGACCUGCAGGAGAUGCGUCAGUCUGCCAUUCAGAUCGACCAGCAGUAUGGACACCUGGUGGACCGGGUCCUGAUCAAGGAGGACUCGGCCAGUGCCUGUGCAGAACUACGAGGUAUUCUGGAAAGGCUGGAGCGAGAAUCCUUCUGGGUGCCUCUCUGCUGGGUGCGGACCUAA